Molecule: messenger RNA, 2767 nt
Organism: Bombus terrestris (buff-tailed bumblebee)
Lineage: Eukaryota; Metazoa; Arthropoda; Insecta; Hymenoptera; Apidae
Product: bromodomain-containing protein 4
Exons: 10
Coding region: 344-2596 (750 amino acids)
Biological process (GO): negative regulation of DNA-templated transcription
Cellular component (GO): SWI/SNF complex
Molecular function (GO): nuclear receptor binding; nucleosomal DNA binding
Source: RefSeq, a predicted model, not a curated record
AAUUGUUUAUGAAAAUCAGCAAUUAACUAACAAUUAGUAGCCAAUGGUUGAAUCCGUUGCAAUACAUCACGUGAUCAUCUCGUUCACUACACUCACUCGACUCGUUCGACAAACUUUACAAUUUUAGUUUAAGGUUAGAAUAAGAAAAAGAUAUUUUUAUCGCGGUAUAAAGAGCGUUGUCUACAAUUGUAAUGUCACAGCGAUAUGAUUGAGUGAAUCUCUUGAAAUUCGGAAUACGCUAUGUUUCUUUUUUAUCAUAAACGAUAUAAAUGUUAAUAAUAUUUAUACGUUAUUGAGCGUGUUCGUUAUACCUUCAAGAAAAUAAAACUCACUGACGUACAAAAUGGCUUUACCUCCAAACUAUAAGCAAGUGGCAAUGGCUACUUCAAAUAUUGUUGCAUCUAAUCAAAGACUUAGAGCCUCUGGUGGAAGUAGUAGUAGUUCAACUAAUAGCAAAGAUGCACAAAGCCCAUUCAUUCAAACGCCUCAUAGUCAUCCAGGAUUUACACCACAAAAAGUUGGGAAAAAUACAAACGCUGAUUCCCGUAUGCCCAAACCACCCAAGCCACCAGAAAAACCUCUUAUGCCUUAUAUGAGAUAUAGUAGAAAAGUUUGGGAUCAAGUGAAAGCUCAAAAUCCAGAAUUAAAAUUAUGGGAAAUAGGAAAGAUUAUUGGACAGAUGUGGAGAGAUUUACCAGAGGAGGAUAAAACAGAAUUUAUCGAAGAAUAUGAAGCUGAAAAGGUUGAGUAUGAGAAAAGUUUGAAAACUUAUCACAACUCGCCUGCGUACUUAGCUUACAUCGCAGCUAAAAAUAGAGGAAAAUCUGCAUUAUGCGCCGCACAACAAAAUAAUGAUGAUCGAGAAAGUCAUGAACGUUCUUCAGGCAGUACCAAAGGACAAGCAGCGCAAGAUAGAAGAAUAGAUAUUUUACCUGCAGAAGAUGAUGAUGAUCAAGAUGAUGGAUAUUCCGUAAAACACGUUGCGUACUCUCGAUAUACUCGAAACCAUCGUCUUAUUAACGAGAUAUUUAGUGAUACUGUAGUUCCGGAUGUUCGCUCGGUUGUUACUACACAACGAAUGCAAGUAUUACGCCGUCAAGUACAGUCUUUAACAAUGCAUCAGAAAAAGCUCGAAGCUGAAUUACAACAAAUAGAAGAAAAAUUUGAAGCAAAGAAACGUAAAUUUAUCGAGACAAGCGAAAUAUUUCAAGAAGAAUUGAAGAAGCAUUGUAAACCAGCUGUAGAUGAAGAAACAUUCAAUAAGAUGGUGGAACGACAAUACGAAGCGCUUAGGCGAGAUAGAUUAAAAGGUGCAGAAGAAAAUCGCUCGGAUGGACCUGCAUCCAGCGAAUCAACUCCAAAUUCUACUCCUACUCCAACUCCUGCUCCUAUUAACGAUGAAACACCAUCCGAUGUUCCUGAUCAUGAUGCAAUGGAUAAAAAGACAAAUGGAACUGAAAAACUUAAUAAUGAAAUUAAAAAGGAAACAUCCUCACCACCAUAUACUGAAAAUAAAGCAGAACCUUCAUCAGCUCAAGGAAAUUCUAAUCAACAUACAUCCAAUUCUGGAAUGUACAGUGGAACUAUUAGUCCACUACAGCAACAGCAGCAACAACAAGCUCCGCCGCCGCCGCCGCCACCACCACCACCACCAGCACAACAGCAGCAGCAGCAGCAACAACAACAACCACCACCACAGUCUUCACAACCGCAAUCGCAACAGCAGCCACCACCACCAACUCAACAUCAUCAACAACCACCACCAAUUCAACAUCAACAACAACCACCACCACCACCACCAACUCAACAUCAACAGCAUCCACAACAACAACAACAGCCACCAACGCAACAAUCACAACCAUCUUCUUUACAAUCACAGCAACCUACUAUUAUUACUACUACUACUGCUACUACCACUACUACUGCUGCUACUACUACUACAGCAGCAGUUUCUGCUAACACUAAUGCACCUGCAAAUGCAACUGCAAAUACGCCGAAUAUGCCUCCUGUUUCUUCGCCAGCUCCUCCUAUACAACAUAAUCCUCAUCAACAAGGAAUGUUAGCUAAUCACUCAAUACCACCUCAUCAGGGAACCCAGGGAACACAGGUGCUUCCACCUCAAGGACCAGUUUCUAAUCCACAUACACCGCAAAUGAUUCCACCGAAUCAAGGCUACAGUCAGCAAUAUCAACCAGGACCUACUCAGCAGGCUCAAAAUGUUCCACUAGCUCCAAGACCUCCUCAUCCAUCCUAUGCUUAUUCUCAACAACAACCAUAUCAUCAACCAUAUCCUCAAUACGCACAUCCGUAUUACCAUCAACCAUAUUCGCAAUAUUCCCCACAUACUAUGGGCCGUCCUCACGCCCAUGGUCCUCACAGCCCGCACAGUCCUCAUUAUCAUCCACAAUCUCCUCAUGCCGUUGGCGAAAAUAAUACUACUAACAACAGCGUACCGAGUUCAAGCAACACUUCCGCACCAACUUCCGAUGCUAGUAAUUCAUCUUACUCUUCAGCAUCGGGACAUUGUGAAAAUGAACGUUCCGUUCCUUCAGAAAAUCAAGAAGGCCAAGCAGAUAUUAAAUCAGGAUCUGGUUAAUUAUUUUUUAUAACCACAUACUAUUCUAUCUAUUCCCUUAUAGAUUUCCCUUGAUUUUAUGUAAACUGUAAAAUUACAUCGAUUACAUCGAUGCAUUUAAACAGUUGUAAUAAAUUUGUCAUAUGCAUUCAGUUUGUACAAUAAAGAUGCAUUGUCAAUCUUUCAUUUUUA